Molecule: messenger RNA, 750 nt
Organism: Pseudophryne corroboree (corroboree frog)
Lineage: Eukaryota; Metazoa; Chordata; Amphibia; Anura; Myobatrachidae
Product: odorant receptor 131-2-like
Exons: 1
Coding region: 1-750 (249 amino acids)
Biological process (GO): G protein-coupled receptor signaling pathway; detection of chemical stimulus involved in sensory perception of smell
Cellular component (GO): membrane
Molecular function (GO): odorant binding; olfactory receptor activity; G protein-coupled receptor activity
Source: RefSeq, a predicted model, not a curated record
AUGAUCAACUCACCAGAAUUACAAAACAACCUGACCCACGUUUCCCUCAUUGCCAGUAAAAGGAUUGCCGCAAUACAAUGGAUAUUUUUAUGCUUGAUAAUAGUGGGAUUCUGUUUCUUCUUCUACUAUGUCACAGUGAUGCUGAACGUCUUCUUCCUAACACCAGAGCUCCGGCAGACUGCUCGCUACGUUCUGUUUGUUUGUAUGCUCAUUAAUGACUCAUUGUAUCUAGUCCUGUCAUUCUAUAUGGCGCUUGCAGCUAUAUAUGUAUUAUAUGUCCCUGUGCCACUUUGCUACAUUUUGUACACUACUUCCUCAAUGACAUUUAGAGUAACUCCAUACAACCUGGCAGCCAUGGCUGUAGAGCAAUAUGUCGCCAUUUGCUACCCGCUGCGGCAUGCCCAGCUGUGCACCCCACAAAGAGCCAAAGCUGCUUUUACCUUGAUAUGUUCAGCGAUAUUGAUUCCGUAUGUUAUUGAGUUAUGUGUCAUGUUUUCAUCAUUUACUAAUAUAUUCCAUCUCUAUAUUAUAUGCAGACAGGAAAUGUUGUUCGUUAAUAGCAUUCAAAAGAUUAUUAGGUCCGUUACUCUCAUCCUGUGUUUCAGCUCUGUGGGACUUGCCAUCAUAUUUACAUAUGUGAAGAUUAUGUUGGUUGCCCUAAAAGCAAGUUCUCAGUCAUCCUCUGCCUCCAAAGCCGGGAAGACAGUUAUGCUCCACGCCUUCCAGUUUCUCCUGUGCAUGGCGUCCUAA